AUGCUAAAAGUACAUAUUAUUAAAACAUGGAAAGGAUUCAUAAAACGUCAACCUUUUUCAAGUGUCCUAUAUGAACAGAAAAGAAAAGAAUAUGUAAGCCCCCCUUUUGAAAAGAAUAAAGAUAAAUUUAAAAAAAACACAAAAUUUAAAGAAGAGCUUUAUAAAUAUCACUAUGAAGAAUAUAUAGAUUGUGUAAAUAGUAGGCCUAUUUUAUAUCUGAAAGAUGAAGAAAUAUAUGAACAUGAACAUGAAGAUAACGUAGAAACGUCUCAUAAUAAUAGUAAUAAUAAUAAAAAAAAAAAAAAAAAAAACACACAUGAUAAAAGGUUAAAAAGAAAUAUUCCAUUUAUAUAUAGUAAUGAAAUACAAAAUUUAGAAGAAUUAAAAAAAAAUCCUUUCGUCUUAGUUAAUGUAAAGAAUAUGAAAAAUGAAUCUUUCGGAGUAGCUACAUUUAAUCCUUAUUCUUUAAUUAGCGCAAGGAUUAUUAGUAACAAUACUCUUUUUUCAAUAAAUAUUAAUUUUUUUAUAGAAAAAAUUAAAAAUUCUUUACAAUGGAGAUAUAAAUUAAUGACAAAUCAUGAAAAUCAAGAAAAUGAUAUACAUUCUUCCUCUCAUAAUGUAAAUAAUGAAAACAUAAAAGAAUUUAUUAAUUUUGAUGAGCAACAAAAUAAAAUAAAUAAUUCAACAGAAAAUCAUAUACAUACAUACACAUAUCAUACACUCAAUCCUAAACUUUGUUAUAGAUUAAUUAAUGCAGAAGGUGAUAAUAUUCCAGGUCUUAUUAUAGACAGAUAUGAUGAUUUUUUUUCAAUACAACAUAUUACAUUAGGAUGUGAAAUGCUUGCUUACAAUAUUAAUCAUGCUAUUCUAGAACUACUAAAUCCAAAAGCCAUCAUUUUUAGAAAUGAUAUUAAAGAGAGAUUAAAUGAAAAAUUAGAAAUUUACAAAAAAGUACUGUUUGGAAAAGUACCUGAACAAGUCAGGCUAAUAGAAAAUAAAUGUUUUUUUUUAAUUGAUUUAAUAAAUUCUCCAAACACUGGUUGGUUUUUUAAUAGAAAAGAAUUGAGAAAACUUGUGUGUAAUUAUGCAAAUCAGAAACAAGUUCUUGAUCUCUUUUCUUAUGUAGGUUGCUUUGGUAUUCAAUGUUCAAAAAUUGGAAAUGCCAAAUAUGUUAUCUGUGUUGAAAAAAAUAGCUAUUUUGUUGAACUAGCCAUAAAAUCAGCCAACCUGAACAAUUUAAAAUAUAAUGUUAAAAUGAAUAGUUCACAAAAUGAUACUAAUAAUCAAAAUAUAUCCAAUCGAGAAUAUAAUAGUAGUAUAGAUAACACAAAUUGUAAUAUAUCAUUUUUAUGUCAAGAUGCUUUAGAGUUCUUGAAAAAUUGUAAACAAUUAUUUGACAUAAUAAUAUUAGACCCACCUAAUUUAAUUCCGAAAUCAAAAUUUCUUGAAUCUGGAACCAAACGAUAUAUCGAUUUAAUUCGUUUGGCUCAAAAUUGUGUGGCCCCCAAUGGACUCAUAUUAAUAACCUUUACAACAAAAUUAUGUUCAUAUCAAGAUUAUAUUAAUAUAAUUAAUACGUCAUUUGUUGAAACUAAUAAAAAUGUAAAAAUUGUCGGACAAGGUAGAGCAUCCCCAGAUCACCCUAUUAAUUUGUCCUUAUAUGUAUAUGCAGAUUUUUAUUGGUUUCUUAUUCAAUUAGAUUAUUAA
Plasmodium falciparum 3D7 is the source of this 1707-nucleotide messenger RNA. Its product is annotated as class I SAM-dependent rRNA methyltransferase. Gene Ontology annotation, molecular function: RNA binding. NCBI's taxonomy places the organism in Eukaryota, Apicomplexa, Aconoidasida, Haemosporida, Plasmodiidae. The record is from RefSeq and is a predicted model, not a curated record. Gene Ontology annotation, cellular component: cytoplasm.